Messenger RNA from Epinephelus fuscoguttatus (brown-marbled grouper), 2673 nucleotides. It is a transcript of the gene ccdc13, whose product is annotated as coiled-coil domain containing 13. NCBI's taxonomy places the organism in Eukaryota, Metazoa, Chordata, Actinopteri, Perciformes, Serranidae. Bases 133 to 1875 code for a protein of 580 amino acids. The record is from RefSeq and is a predicted model, not a curated record. Gene Ontology annotation, cellular component: centriolar satellite. Gene Ontology annotation, biological process: cytoplasmic microtubule organization; non-motile cilium assembly. The transcript is spliced from 15 exons.
GUUACUAUGGAUACAGUAGCGUCGCAAUCAGUGGGGGAAGCUAACAGUUUCUUCACCUACGGUACAAAAUGCUGCGGUGUAAAUCAGCUUUUACUUUGUUUAUAAGGACGCUACGGUGAUAAAUGACAGAUCAUGGAGGAUGACGAACUGAAUGACUUGCGGCUCCAGUACCAGGCGCUACAAAAACAGCAGGAGAAAAGAAAACUGGCCAGGAAAAAGGAGAAAGAACCUAAUGUCAGUGUUACUGAGGAUGAUCUGGAUCUGUCUAAGCAAGGUAUUCAGGCGGACGAUGUCAAACACAGACUGUUACAGAAUGAGAAUCAAAAUCAGAAUUUGCUGGACCAGCUGAGGGAGCUCAAGGAUGAAAACGGUCGGCUCUUCAAACUUCUCAGCGAGAAGGAUUUUGAAAUUAAACACCUGAAGAAGAAAAGAGAAGAAGAACGUCUGGCUUUAGCAGGCACAUCGGGCUUGGCAGGGGAUAUCGCGGCCACCAAGAUUGUUGAGCUGUCCAAGAAGAAUAGAGAGCUUACUGCUGAAAUUGAGCAAGAAAAGAUUAAAACCAAGCAAAACAGCAACAGAGUCAAAGAGCUUGAGAAAGAGCUGCAGGCGGCUUUGGUGCACUCUCCACCUGGGCAGAGGGUUGAUACAAAGGCGCAGGAUAAGAGGUCAUCUGAGGGCUGUGAGCAGGAAAAUCCAGUGGUGAAAUCUCUGCAGGAAAAAUUAGCUGCUUCCCAGCUGAAAGUGACUGAGUAUCGCAACCAGGUUCAAUCUGUCAAACAGGAGUUAAAAGUAGCUCAGAAGGUUUUAAUCAAUGAGGUUGGAGAGGAGGUGAACUUUCAGCAAUUACUAAGCUGCCCUGGGAGCUUUCGAGGUCGCUCUCAGCAGAUACUGGCUCUUCAGACAAGGGUGCGGGACCUUGAGCAGCAGCUGAACCAGUCAACUCAACAAAGACAGUCAUGUGUCCCGAGUGCAGAGGAAGAGUUUCUGGGCAUGGGGGUCCUUCAAAAAACCCCUCCUCAAGACAGGAACCUCACCUACAUCCGGACCAUCGAGAGGGAGAAGAGGGAGGCAUUUGAGAGGAUCUCAGCAGACUAUGAGGCCCUCCUGAAAGACCACGAGGAUGUAAGGAAAAAGCUGGAUGCCUCUAAAGCCAGGAACAAGUCUCUGUCUGCUGAAAUGAAAUCUCUGAAAGCCCAGAUCUCUACUCUCCUGGAGAAGGGUAAACAUGAUGAUGAGCUUGUGGAUGCCCUGCUGAAGCAGCAGACUCAGAUGCAGGAGGUGCUGAGACGACUCAGCCAACAGCAGAACGUGCAGAACAAGGAGACCUGGCGUAGCCCGAGACAACAGCUGAGCAGCGAGCCCUCAGAGUACAACGCUCUUAUCCAGAAACUGAAGCAGAUGGUUGAGGAGAGAGAGGUCAGGAUCAAAGAACUAGAGGAGGAAAUCCAACAGCUCUCUGUCAAGGAAGAGGGCAUGGAAAGAGAGUCCAGCUUCAAGACAGCCGUUUGCAGUUCAGGAUUUCCUCCUGAAGAGGGAGGCAUUAACAAGAGAAUAACAUCCUCAGGUUCAGUCUCUAAAUUCGGUCAUAAACUGGUGCUGCCUGCUGUGGGAAGUAGUGCAGAAUUCAAAAGUCCGAGUUCUUCAAGAUGUCCACAAUGUUCAGCUGAUGUGAGCGCGCUGAUGACCCAGUGUGAUGAAUAUAAAAACAUCUGUGUGGAGAAGGACCAACUCCUUGAGCUGGUUAACAUCCUACAGACAAAAGAGAAAGAGUUGAACCAGAGGUUUUUGGAGGCGGAACAGAAGUACCAGGAGGAGCGCCGCAGGACAGUGAUCCUGGAGCAGCAGCUGGAGAGGACAAAAUUAGAUUCCAAGUAACGACUGUCCAGACAGCAAGGGUAGAACUGGUAUGCCAAGGAGCUGUGUCCCUCAGCCCCAGGGUGGCAGGACUCAGUGAGGAACAGGAACUGAAUAGCAAACUGAACACUCUCCACCAAAUCGCUGGCAUUUGGAAAUGUUUUAUUCUAACUUUGACGCUACUGUGGAUGUCUUGCACUGAUGAUGAUUUUUAUUUUUCCAAUGAUAAGAUUUAAACUAGAUAACAGAGAUAAUAAUGCAUGGCAGUGGACAUGCUGGCUGCACAGAGAUGUUCAUGUUGCUCGUGUAUGUCGUCUCCUGACUGUUCAUUUAGCUGGAGGAAACAGAGGCACUGAGGGCAUCGCUAAAGAGCACUCUCCACCGUGACCUGCAACUCUGCAGUGACGAGAUGAGACAAGCCAAGCAUGUUUUCCUGCAGGCUCUGUGACAGCCCAGACUAGACACUAACCAGGGGAACUGGCUGGUCCCUGCUCAACCUCACGUCCAGCUGAGCCCUACCUUCUCCUGUCACACAUGACAAACAGCAGCCUGCAGGAAACAGGCUCUCCUCUUCUGUCACACAAACGUCAUACGGAUCUCCAUUUGAAUCAUCAAAAGACAGUUUAUGUUGGUUGCUUCGUGCGUUUGGUGGCCUCAGUUUAAGCGCUCGAGUAUCUUGAGUAGCGGGGCUUUUAGCUUAACCCUGAUGGCAUCAGACAUGUUCCUACUGUUUACUGAAAUGCUUGAUGCUGAUUUUGUCUGCUCGCUGUUUUAUAAAUGUCACUGUCACAUUUUAUUAAAUCUAUCCUCUGCUGUUAA